Suncus etruscus (white-toothed pygmy shrew) is the source of this 1492-nucleotide messenger RNA. RefSeq names its product mutY DNA glycosylase (gene MUTYH). Gene Ontology annotation, biological process: mismatch repair; base-excision repair. The record is from RefSeq and is a predicted model, not a curated record. The transcript has 15 exons. Lineage: Eukaryota; Metazoa; Chordata; Mammalia; Eulipotyphla; Soricidae. Gene Ontology annotation, cellular component: nucleus. Gene Ontology annotation, molecular function: oxidized purine DNA binding; adenine/guanine mispair binding; purine-specific mismatch base pair DNA N-glycosylase activity. The coding region runs from base 47 to 1492 and encodes 481 amino acids.
GGGAGUCCAAGCGUCGAGCGCGGGAGAAUCUGUGCGCCUGGCCAUCAUGAAGAAGCCACGCACUGCUGUGGCAAGUUGUAGGAAACAGGUAUCCAGCCAGAAGGGAAGGAAGAAGCGUGCCCUCAGCAGCAGCCAGACCAAGUCUUCGACCCCUGAUGUCCUGGCAGGCCAGGUCAAGCAGGAAGAGACAGCGCUGCAGAUCUCUGUCUCCCCUUAUCAUCUCUUCAGAGACCCAGCUGAGGUUGCCAGCUUCCGGAAGAGCCUUCUGUGCUGGUAUGACCAAGAGAAGCGGGACCUGCCGUGGAGAAGGAAGGCAGAGGAUGAAGUGGACCCUGACAGGCGGGCAUACGCCGUGUGGGUGUCAGAGGUCAUGCUGCAGCAGACCCAGGUGGCAACUGUGAUCGACUAUUACACCCGAUGGAUGCAGAAAUGGCCGACGCUGCAGGAUCUGGCCAAUGCUUCCCUGGAGGAGGUGAACCAGCUCUGGGCCGGCUUGGGCUACUAUUCGAGAGGCCGGAGGCUCCAGGAAGGGGCCCGGAAGGUGGUAGUAGAGCUGGGGGGCCACAUGCCACGGACAGCGGAGACCUUGCAGCGAAUCCUGCCCGGCGUGGGCCGGUACACAGCUGGAGCCAUCGCUUCCAUCGCCUUUGGCAAGGCAGCUGGUGUGGUGGACGGGAACGUGAUCCGGGUGCUGUGUCGUGUUCGGGCCAUCGGUGCAGAUCCCAGCAGCACCAUGGUGUCCCAGCAGCUCUGGAGCCUGGCCCAGCAACUGGUGGACCCAGCCCGGCCGGGAGACUUCAAUCAAGCUGCCAUGGAGCUGGGGGCGACCGUAUGUACCCCGCAACGCCCACUCUGUAGCCAGUGCCCUGUGCAGAGUUUUUGCCGGGCAUAUCAGAGGGUGGAACUAAAGAAGCUCGUCGCCUCCCCAAGCCUGCCCAGCCCUGAUGUGGAGGAGUGUGCUCCCAACACUGGACAGUGUCUACUGUGUGCGCCUCCCACGGAGCCCUGGGACCAGACUCUAGGUGUUGCCAACUUUCCUAGGAAGGCCAGUCGCAGGCCACCCAGGGAGGAAUGUUCUGCCACCUGUGUUCUGGAGCAGCCUGGAGCUCCUGGGGGUGCCCGGAUUCUGCUUGUUCAGAGGCCCAACUCAGGGCUGCUGGCAGGAUUAUGGGAGUUUCCAUCUGUGAUUGUGGAGCCCUCAGCACAGGGGCAGUGUCAUCGCCAAGCUCUACUGCAGGAACUGCAGGCUUGGGCUGGGCCCCUUCCAGAAGCCCACCUCCAGCAUCUGGGGCAGGUGGUCCACAUUUUCUCUCACAUCAAACUGACUUACCAAGUUUAUGGGCUGGCCCUGGAUGGGCAGACCCCAGUGACUAUCACACCACCUGGUGCCCGCUGGCUGACCCGAGAGGACUUCCACACUGCCGCUGUUUCUACUGCCAUGAAAAAGGCACCACCUUUGUUUUGUUUUCCACGUUGUAUUCCGUGUAUAUGA